AUGUCAGAUUUCUCCAUUUUGACAAGCCAGACGCUCCCACUUGCGUUGGCAUCGGCUCAGAACUUCCAGAUCUGUCCUUCUAUGGACUUAAUCUCAUUUCAAUUGAACUCUUGUACUAUAUGGAUAUAUCGACUUAAUAACGAGAAGGUUUGGGAUAUCAGCUUGGAAUUAGACGACGAACAUGGCGAGGGGAUUACCAAAUUGUGCUGGCGACCCGAUGGCAAAUUCUUUUCCAUUGUUUCUAACUUUGGAAGAGUCAGUCUCUUUGAUGCAGAUACAGGAAAAUCAAUCAUACAGUUUAAUGUGAGUUCAGGAUCCAAGCAACAACAUAUAGAGGCAUGCUUUUGGUCCAAUAAAGCUGCCAGAAUUGUAGACACAUCCAAAUUUGCUCAUUUAUUAGAUGUCAAGAUAAUAAGUUCUCUUACCAAGCUUUCGUCAGAUCAGCAGUUGGUUAAUGACGACGAAUCCAUACAGUUGGACGAUUCGGUACUUGAUUUCCUCAUUAUUGGAUCAUCCGGAUCUCAAAUCUCGCUGAUUUUGUCCGGAUUGUUCACUGUUGAUGGAUAUCAACUACCUACUAGGUCAGCUAAGAUCCUCAGCGUCAUGUCUAACCAAGAUCUUACGUGCCAUCAUAUUCUACUCGAUGAAUCUGGGUCUCUAAACAUGCUGAAACUUGAUACUGAGUUUGUACACACAUUUGCAGAAAAGCUCCCGUUGAUUUCACGAACCUGCUCAAGGCUUGUCAGUCUUUUGAAAUGCCUUAUAGAGUCAAUUGAUUCCAUGAGCAAGGAUUAUAAACCAUUUACUGAUUAUACUACUCGCAUUAUCGACUUACUUAAGGGAGAAGUCGAUGAUCCCAUAUACGAUCUCUAUGACCUUUUGUUGACAGGAUCGCUGUCAGAUGCCACAAAGACUUGGCUGACCGACUAUUUGGGGGAUAGAGGUAUCAAAAGAUGGACGAAACUUGGAAGACAGCACUUUGAAGGAUCUCGAAAAACCAUUUUCUAUGAGAUGAUUCCAGCGUUGCAGCAUCUGUUGAUUCACUUGACAAACCUGCAAGGAUUGUCUAAAUGGGCGGAAACACGGCAACUUCUUGGCUUAGAUAGUACCAAGAUUGACAAUGCUAUAAAUACGGGCAGUUCUUUUCUUAAAUACUGUUACAAGACCAUGCUGACAUUAAACGAGGAACAGAAAGACUUUGACAGUGUCAUGGAAUGGCUUGAAGCUAUUGUUCAAGAAGUCACUACUGAUGAAAAGCCUACCAUUCAAAUUAGAACCAAAGAUAUCAUUCAGUUCCUGAUGUCUGUAUCGAAGAGAUCUGGACUCAACCAAAAAAGUAGUGGAUUGCACCAGCUCUACGAUUCUUUGACUGCUGAAUUGGAUGGCAUAUUUGACCAGAUAAAGCAGAAAAUGAAGUCACAGAUGAGUUCCAGUAUUCAGACCACUCUGCUGACGGUGGACUUGGAGACCUGCAAGUGGGAAACCAAACUCUAUGGUGAUUAUGGCCUUCUAGUGGUUUCCUCGAAUGAUAAAAUCGACAUCAUAAAGUUUGAUACGGCUACACUCUCUAGUGAAAGAAUGACUCUUUCAAUAAACGGAGAUCCUCAAAGUCUACAGGCAAGUCUUACCGAGAAUGGGAACCUACUACUUGUAUUGAUAACAUAUUCUACAGAGUCAAAACUUGCUCUAUUGCAAUUAGGUACUAAUGGCAUUGAUCCCCUAGUGAAUGGAAGCGCUACAACAUUGAAAGAGUUCAGCAUUCCAAGUGAAGAUGGCAGAAUAGCCACAUAUAUGGCACAUAAUUCGCAUAGAAAGACAUGCUGCAUACUUGAUGCUACAAGAAAACACUACACAGUGAUAGAGUACUGA
Molecule: messenger RNA, 1869 nt
Organism: Brettanomyces nanus
Lineage: Eukaryota; Fungi; Ascomycota; Pichiomycetes; Pichiales; Pichiaceae
Exons: 1
Coding region: 1-1869 (622 amino acids)
Biological process (GO): protein K11-linked ubiquitination; positive regulation of mitotic metaphase/anaphase transition; anaphase-promoting complex-dependent catabolic process
Cellular component (GO): anaphase-promoting complex; nuclear periphery
Molecular function (GO): protein binding
Source: RefSeq, a predicted model, not a curated record